CAGGCGAGUGCGAAUGGCAGAACGUUUCACAGCACCAAGCUGUCGUAUCGGUAUUGUGCUCUCUACAUCGGUUAUAACUAGAUAGUUGAGUGAAGUGAGUGCUGUCGUCGUCAUAUACACUACUGUGACACUCGGAUUCUAGUGUUGUGUCACCGCAAAUGUGAAAUCCUACUCGGGAGUGUGUCUACGAGGCGAAGGGUCUCGGGAUAUGUGUUUACAACAUGGAAUCGAUAGUGGAAUUGUCCCUUAGAUGUUUUCUACGAGACGCGGGAUCUCGUGUGUAAACCUCUUCACUUAGCCUGGUCGCAGUAAAGGCAAGAGUUGUCCUCAACAUGGUACUCGGGGAUGUGAUGUCGUUUCCCCUGGCCGCUGGUUUGGCGAGGCUGUUGUCGCCCGCGACGCGACCUGUCCUCUUGCCUUGUGCUAAAGUCACAUCCUGUCUCACACUAGUGUUGUUAAUAUGUUUUGAAACUGUUCUGUUAUCGACAGUUAGCGACUGCACCAAAUCAUUCUACGUCCAUUGGAACACGACGAAUCCAAUAUUCAGGAUAGACAAUACAGAUCACAUAAUAGACGUAAACAAAGGGAACUAUCCCUUUGAAUACGACCAGGUGAAUAUCAUCUGUCCAGUGUACACACCCGGCACUCACGAAGAGGACGCCGAGAAGUACAUCAUAUACAACGUGUCCAAGGAAGAGUACGACACGUGUCGCAUUACAAACCCUAACCCACGGAUCAUCGCGAUCUGUGACAAACCGUACAAGCUAAUGUACUUUACCAUCACCUUCCGAUCCUUCACACCUCAGCCUGGGGGACUAGAGUUCCAACCAGGACAAGACUACUAUUUCAUCUCAACUUCAUCAAAAGAUGAUCUACAUCGCCGCAUCGGGGGUCGGUGCUCCACAAACAACAUGAAGGUUGUGUUCAAAGUGUGCUGCCGACCAGACGAGAUGCACAACAACCAGACAGUUAGUCAUGCGGCCACUACCACCGCAGUGACCAGUGUAAGCACUUCAACACCGGUGAGCCACAUGCCGUCUCACAGGCCUACUGCGCCGGUACCACACCCUACCUUCGCUCCUAGGCCGCCCACCAUCAACUAUGAUAGUCCAAAGCCAACUACCAAGAAGUCAAGUGAGUACGACAAACAUCCAAACGAAGUGGUCAAGAACGAAGAGUUGACCUACAACAGAGGCUACAGUCUCAGCCCCACGCUUUGGCUCUGCGUCUCAGUCAUUGUUUGCUGUCUAGUCGGCCGAUAGGGCCCUCGCCCUACUCCGUACUUAUACCUUUUCUCUGGAGCUCGUAGUGUAGAUCGUUUGACGUACUGAUACAGCUUUUCGGGCAGCAUUUCCAUUCAAGACUGAUCCAGCGUCUUGCCUUCACUCCUGUAGAUACUCUCGUUUCUUAUUUAACGGGCCGUAUUCGACAAACGGCGCGAUUAACUAUAAUUUAUUGUACAUAUAUAUUAUUUAUUUACUCUAUUUAAGCGAUUACUUAGGAACGUUUUGUUAUUUCGCCUUAUUUGUAAGUCCCUAUUCGGACCGGUUUGUAAUUACUAACGAAAAUCGUGAAAAUUUGUAUACAAAUUUUAUUUUAUAUUGUAAAUUUUGUAGAAGAUGUGUCGGUGUAAGUAGGAGAAAUGCUCGCGUCAAGCUGUGAGACGUCCUGUAUUAUAGAACGUAUUUUGUACAGAGAUUAUUGUAGUGAAUGCGUGUAGCGAGUUUAACGGAAAUAUUUGUGCCGAAUAAGUGAUAUUUGAUCCUUGUGUUCUGAAAAUCUAUCUGAAACGUUCUCGCAGAAGUAGAGUUUCAUUUCUCAGUCGACGUUUGUACAGAAUAUGUCAGUUUGGGAGGCUUUUGCUCGUGUCGGGCGUUUUGUGUAAUUUCAAUAACCACUCGUUGCCUACCACGAUCCGUAAUUCGGGUGUUAUAAAAUUAAAAUUCAGUUGGUGAAACUUUACAGUCGGAUCCUGAAUUAUGUAUUUCUUUAGAGAUGGGCAAUCGGCGUAUGCACAGCGGUCUCAAUGGUGCUUAAAAGCUCGUGCCACUAUCUUUACUAAGAUUUGUGCCUUAAAAUGUUGACUCUGUCAAGAUUCGGCUCAACACGGCAACAUUGUCAAGGCAACACAGCAGUUUUCAAAUAAUCCAACUCAAGGCACAAAGCUCUGUCACCUAUAUUAUCCUGAGAGAAAAAUAUUUUUCUGUUUUCUACGAUUAUCAGAUGAUUGGAACAAAAUUAUUUGACACCAUCCUAAAAAUUCUUCCUAGCUAUUGUCUCAGUUUUUCCAUCAUACAUUUGUCAGUAUCUUAGUUCUUUUACUCCUAUAAAAUACCUCCCAGGUUCAUUUGAUGUUGCAUUCAUAUAAUGUUAGUCGCCUUUUAUCUUUUUACUUCUCAUAUUGGUUGUUGACCAUUACAUAAUUGUUAUACAACUCACCAAGUCUUGUGAGUGUUUGGGUGACGGAGCUGUGUGCCCCAGGCCUGUGCCAUACAGUCUAUAGCCUAGCUCCCCUUACUUCUCAUUGCAGUGCCAUUAUUCAUUCCAUCUUUGUUGCACCUUAGUGUUAAUGAGUGGUCCUCAUUGUGCUUUUCAUUCGUUUCACAACCUAUCUUUUCAACAUUGCUUGGGCGAUAAUCGGUAAGGUCAGUUUUACCGUACCGUGGUUCUAUGUCAUACAUCUAUCAUCAAAUAUCUUUAAUAAUAAUAACUAUCCAUCGUUGAAGUAGUGUUUUGGUUAAGGUGGUAAAAUGAAUGCUGAUGCGAGGAAUUAUAUAUAUAAGAUAUUAGCAGAUUCUGACGGUGUCAAAAGUCAUUUAUAUUUUAAAUAACUUUAAUAUAUGCCAACAUAACUAGCCCCCACAGAUUAUCAACUUGAUUAAAAUAUAGAGGGAAGCAAACGUUAUGCAUAUGUCACUUUUUGUCUAAAUUAUAAAAUUUUCCUUCAAUUGUCUUUCAAAGAUUUAAAAAUUAUGAAAAAUUCAAUUGUGUGUCUACCAGCCAACUGUAUUUUUGUGCCAUAUUCUGCAUCAAGUAACUAUUACAAUGAAAGACUUCAACAAAUGUACAUAAUAUGAGUAGUUAUAUUUAACUAUAGCAUAAAAUAUUUGACCGUAAAUGUGUGACAUAGAACCCGAUGGAGUAACUUAUUGUCAAGCGGAUUAUUCUGUCAUGAAGAAAAUGUCAGACGUAAGUUCAUUGUCCAACUGAAACUUUUUAGGCUAAGAAUUAUGUAAGUGUCCGAUUUGUCCAGCAGUUUAUGUCACAUAGAAAUAACCUAACCAUAGCCUGUUUAGUUGCAUAAAUAAUUUUUAAUUGUAUUUAAUUUGCCAUAAUUUUGUUCCAAACUUGAUUUAUCAGGGUUACUUUUUGAUAAUAUUCUCAAAUUUCAAUGACAUUUUUAUUUUUUAUUUUUCUUAUGAUAUUACGUUGUUAAAAACAGACGUAAGUUUUUAUCUGUGUUAUACAAUCAUGAUUUAGCCAAUAUAUUACUGUAUUAAAAAAUCCGUCAAUGAACUGUAAUUAAAUGUAUUGUUGCUGAUGGACUUUGUAGACUAUAUUGAUUGUUUUAUUGGAAAAUGUGAUAUCCGAUGUAUUAUAAGAAAGUGUAUGAUUGUAUCUUCAUGAGGGUGUAUCACAGUUAAUUUACCUGGUGUAACGUAUUACAUUGCACAAUAGUCAGAAUGUGUAUAUUACAUAAAUAUUCUAAUAGAUGAUCACUGUCCACUGUAUAUGUAAAUUUCUGUAUUUUAAGGCCUGUUUGUGAUUUUUUUUUUUUAUCGAGAAGUACUUUUAUUUUAAGACGUGUCAACGAGAGUUGAUUUUAGUUUCAAAAUCUGUACAACGGUGUCCCUGAAUGUAGUAGUAUGUUAUAAUGUUAGAUCAAUAAUGUGAAGUUUUUUAUGGAUUGAUUAUUGUUAAAUAUAUAUUUAUUGGUUUCCAACUGUGAGAAUAUGCAUGUCAUAUUGUUUACACUAAUGCUCUGAGAGCUCAUCGGAGGUGUAUGUUUGUUAAUAGAAAUAACAAAAACUCUACUCAAUUGCCUGUGAUUUUCAUUUAUUGAGUUAUCUUUUACCACUUUGACCAAGAAUAGUACUUUUUAUUUAUUCUAUACUAAGUAAAAUUUAAAAUAAUCUUUUGUGAGCAUACAUGAUGUGGAAUGUGUUAUUUCUGUCUCAGUUUCAAACGUUAUAAAGAAUUGUAGGUUUUAGUUCAUGGCAGAUGACAGUUUUAUUUAUAUUUUAGUUAUAACGUAUCCUAUUUAGAAAGGUUCAUGUAGAUUAUCAUUUUAUAGCAACAAAAUAUUCAUUUGUAACGAUGCUCUUAAGAAUGAGUUGAUAUAAAGUGUUACGUUCAAAAUAAACAUAAAUUUAUAUAACUUCUUACGCAACUCGGCAAUGUAAACAUACAAUAAUGUGAUACUGUCUUCAUCAUUCCUAUUGUCAACAUUUUGGCUAUUCUCAAUAUUUCUGCUCAAUAGUCAUGGGACACUUUAGUGGUCCUGAAGCUGAAUACUCUAUUCAAAACUAUCGAGAAUAACUAUACUCCAUUAACAAUGUUUAAGAUAAAAAAUGAAGCUAUUAUUCUGAAAUCAAUUCUAGAAUGAACAAUGUCAAUGUAUAAUAUUUUAAAUGUGUGAAGUUACUUAAAAACAAAAUGUUACAACUUGUUAAUUCUCAUCAUCUAUCACAAUUAUGUUUUACUCUCUAAAUAUUUGAAAACUAAAUAAUUUGAACUAGUUUAGGUUUUAAACAUAAUAAUUCUCUAAUAAGACUGAACUCGUUCAAUGGAUUAAUACCUCCUUCCUUUGCAAUAUUUAUAAUUACAUAAUAAUUUAUCUGCCCCUAUAAUGACCAAGUUUGAGUAAAUUAUGUGUUACUUGAUUAAAUAAUCGUGUUAUAGAUGCAAGGAGUAACUAAUUGAGACUAAUCAAUAAUCAUAAUAUAAUAUGUCAGCAGCUUUUACAAAAAUCAUUCCAUGGUUAUAAAUUUAAUUCAUGGAAUUCAGUUUUUCGUGCUUUAUAGUUUUAUACUCUGUUGGGUUUUAGAAUUUUCAUCUUAAGCCUCUUUUCUUAAAUAAAAUAAGCUAAGCUAAUUUCGUUUUGUAUAUAAAAAUCAACAAUUUACCACACAGAUCAUCCAUAACUAGCCAAUAAUCAAAACAACAUGUUGAAAUGACAGUUUAAGUUAAACUUCUGUAUUUUAAAACUGAUUUUUGUCCAAAUAAUACAAUCACUUGAUUUACAUAACAUAAUAUUCAAUAGUAUGUAAUGUAUAUUGCUUAUGUUUCUGAAAUAUCUUUGCGAAUUAUGUAUAGUAUAAUUUUUAAACCUUACCAAUAUCAGGAAGCAUUAGUAUAACUUUAUUAUUAUUAAGAAACAUUGUACAGAGAUUAUUUGCUCAAUGUCAUAAGAAAAAAUCUGCCCCAACAAGAGAAAUAAAACAAUAACUUACUUACUUUUUCUGGGAAAUUUUUUUAAGAAAAGUGCUUUUUUCACACUAUAAUUCUUGGAAAACGUGUUUUUUUUACGCAAUAGCUUGUAAACUACCGGUAAUUUUUAUUCACAUGCAUCAACUGAGGUUAGGGAUUAAAACAAUUGUCUUAUGUGUUAAUUUAUUGACUCUCAUCUGUAAGCUUAGAAAUCAAAACUUUUACAUGUUGACGUCAAGCAAAUUAUUUUUCAUACAGGAUUCCAUAAUGUAUCAUAGCUCUUAAAUCAUUCAAAACUUCAUUUAUCGUUACUUAAAGGAAAAUCUCCUUCUCAAAGUGUACAGUCAAGUCGGGAACUCAUUAGAAACUGACAUCGUGAUCAGUUGAUAAAAAAUUAAAAUUUUGAACCAUACUAAAUCCCAGAAUAUUCGGACUCGGAGGUGAGACAUAUCAGUAUGGUCUAAUUAUUUACCACGCCAGGGGCUCUACCAUACUGUCCUGUAAAUACGGUUAGAGCCACAUCCAGUGUGAUCCCCUCCCAUGGUAUCUGUGUCCAGAUAUCGUAGAAUAUUAAAUUCUAUUGUAGACGUUUUAUGUAAAAAACAUUCGUAUAAAUACAUAUAUUUAUAUAUUCGUACUAUAUAAAUAUAUAUAUACUUAUAUGUAUUUAUAAAUAUAAAUAUAUAUAUAUUAUGCACCUUAGUCAUUACACUAAGCUAUAUUAUGAAAAUGUUAAUUUUAUAACUGAUUUUUGUACAAAAUACAUAACUGUAAUGUAUGACAACACA
Molecule: messenger RNA, 6218 nt
Organism: Macrosteles quadrilineatus (aster leafhopper)
Lineage: Eukaryota; Metazoa; Arthropoda; Insecta; Hemiptera; Cicadellidae
Gene: Ephrin
Product: ephrin-B1
Exons: 6
Coding region: 333-1262 (309 amino acids)
Biological process (GO): axon guidance; ephrin receptor signaling pathway
Cellular component (GO): plasma membrane
Molecular function (GO): ephrin receptor binding
Source: RefSeq, a predicted model, not a curated record